AACAGCUCCAGCACGCGAGUGGCGGCGAGGAGAAGGCAUGGACCAACAGAAUCACCAAGGUAAGAUGUCCCUGCAGGCCUGGCAGAAGGAGAUGGGCAUCGAGCUGGUGCAGAUCAACGGGCAGAGGCGCUACGGAGGGCCCCCCCCAGGCUGGGUGGGCGGCCCCCCGCCGGCCGGCACCGAGGUGUACAUCGCCAGGCUGCCGCAGGACAUCUACGAGGACACGCUGAUCCCGCUGUUCCAGAGCGUGGGGAAGCUCUACCAGUUCCGCCUGAUGCUCACCUUCAGCGGGCUGAACCGCGGCUUCGCCUACGCGCGCUACGCCUCCCCGCAGGACGCGCGCAGGGCCAUCGCCACCCUGCACCGCUUCCCGCUGCGCCCGGGCCGCGCCAUCGUCGUCUGCUGGAGCACGCAGAAGCGCGAGCUCGUCGUCCGCGGCCUGGGCGUCUCGGUGAGCCAGCAGGAGCUGCUGGCCAGUCUGCAGAUGGUCACUGAGGGGAUCCACAGUGUCACCCUGCAUGACAGCCCUUACCAGAGACAGGCCAAGCUCGCUGUGCUGAAGUACAAGUCGCACGAGGCUGCUGCCCAGGCCAGGAAAACCCUGAUGGAAGGGAACCUGAGGCUCGGGAAAGCAGGGAUCAGAGUGGACUGGCUGGACCCCCAGCUGAAGAAGAAUCUGCAGCUCUGUAAGGAGAAGCCAUUGUCCGGCUGGCUGCAGGGAGGAGAGAGCCUGGCAGUGCCCGAGCCAGUGGCCCCGUCUCUGCCACUGCAGAGCGUGCUGAGGAGCCUGAUCAUGCUGUGCUACAAGCAUGGCCUGAGGACACCCGUGUUCUCAACCAAGUGUGUCCAGGUGAACCCCGAUGGCUGGAAGAAGUUCUGGUGCCAGGUGUCGAUCCCAGGAUUCGGUGUGCCCGUCGCGUGCUUCACGUGGGUCUUGUCGGACAGGCAGGACCAGAGCGAGCAGGACCAGGCCAAGGUGGCAGGGGCCCUGCACCUUCUCCAGCUGUUAAGGGAGGCCUUGAAGAUGUGCAAGCUGAUAUAGGCAGGCGCUCUGCUGAAGCCACGAUGGAGCCUGAGCCCUGCUGGGCUGCCGGCCCUGUUCCAGCUGUCCUUCGGGAUGUCUGCAUCGGUUUUGAGAGCUGGCUCUGGAGGAUAAAGGCUGCUGCCCUGUUCCGUGGCAGCCACCCUGUCCCCAGGCCGCUCUUCAGUUGGUUCUCGUUUUUGGUUGUUGUUUCUGCCAAGUUUGGCUUGUUAAGCUGGUUUGUGUUGUGUUGGAGGGGCAGAUCCAGGAGAAGCAGCAGCUCUUCGGAGGAGGUGCCAACAUCAGAUUCCAUUGUCAUGAAUUCCUCUACUGGCAUUCCUGGUUCCUGAGGAAGAGCCUCAGGGGAGGAGAAGGCCACAAACAGGGAGUGUGGAAGUGGUCACAGACAUUCUGUGGGCUGGUGGAGCGGCUGUGUGAGGAGUGGAGUGCCUGUAACCUCUUUGCAUAAUGAGGAAGCAGCUGUGGGGUUGCCAGCUGACCAUGAAUGAUUCCUCAGGAGUGGGAGGUCACAUGUUCUUUUGGGAAUAAAGACUUCUGGAAAGCAC
This is a messenger RNA of Oenanthe melanoleuca, 1587 nucleotides long. It is a transcript of the gene DND1, whose product is annotated as DND microRNA-mediated repression inhibitor 1. Gene Ontology annotation, cellular component: nucleus; cytoplasm. The record is from RefSeq and is a predicted model, not a curated record. Gene Ontology annotation, biological process: negative regulation of miRNA-mediated gene silencing; mRNA stabilization. The coding region runs from base 38 to 1042 and encodes 334 amino acids. Lineage: Eukaryota; Metazoa; Chordata; Aves; Passeriformes; Muscicapidae. Gene Ontology annotation, molecular function: mRNA binding. The transcript is spliced from 5 exons.